Messenger RNA from Corvus hawaiiensis (hawaiian crow), 1848 nucleotides. RefSeq names its product LIM homeobox transcription factor 1 beta (gene LMX1B). Bases 305 to 1507 code for a protein of 400 amino acids. Gene Ontology annotation, biological process: neuron differentiation; regulation of transcription by RNA polymerase II. The record is from RefSeq and is a predicted model, not a curated record. Lineage: Eukaryota; Metazoa; Chordata; Aves; Passeriformes; Corvidae. Gene Ontology annotation, molecular function: RNA polymerase II transcription regulatory region sequence-specific DNA binding; DNA-binding transcription factor activity, RNA polymerase II-specific. The transcript has 8 exons. Gene Ontology annotation, cellular component: nucleus.
GCGUGGGUCCGGCGCUGCCGGCGAGCAGGUGACACCGCGGCUGCCCGGCGCCGUGUGCGCGGCAUGUGCGCGCCCGUGUAGCGGGGCGGCCCCAUGGGCGGCGGCGCCGGCUCCUGCCUCUGCCCCCCGUCUCUGGAAGCCCGGGCAGGAAACGCUCCUCAUGUCUCCCAGAUAAAAAUAAAAGCGACUCCUUCCUCCCGGCCGCAGAGUGUCCCCGCGCCCGGCCCGACGCGGGGCUGAGCUGGCCCCGCCGCCCGGCAGCGCCUCUCCCCGCCGCCCGGAGCGCCGGCCCGACCCGCGGCUCAUGGACAUCGCGACGGGUCCCGAGUCCUUGGAGAGGUGCUUCCCGCGGGGCCCACCGGACUGCGCCAAGAUGCUGGACGGCAUUAAAAUGGAAGACCACCCCCUGCGCUCGGGGCCGGCCACGCUGGGAGUGCUGCUGGGGUCGGAGUGCCAGCACCAGGCCGUCUGCGAGGGCUGCCAGCGGCCCAUCUCGGACCGGUUCCUGAUGCGGGUGAACGAGUCCUCCUGGCAUGAGGAGUGCCUACAGUGCGCCGCGUGCCAGCAGGCGCUCACCACCAGCUGCUACUUCCGGGACCGCAAGCUCUACUGCAAGCAGGACUACCAACAGCUGUUUGCUGCCAAGUGCAGCGGCUGCAUGGAGAAGAUCGCUCCAACGGAGUUUGUGAUGCGAGCCCUGGAGUGCGUGUACCACCUGAGCUGCUUCUGCUGCUGCGUGUGCGAGCGCCAGCUGAGGAAAGGGGACGAGUUUGUCCUCAAGGAAGGGCAGCUGCUCUGCAAAAGUGACUAUGAGAAAGAGAAAGACUUAUUGAGCUCGGUCAGCCCAGACGACUCAGACUCAGUCAAAAGUGAUGAUGAAGAUGGAGAUGUUAAGCCCACCAAGGGCCAAGUAACCCAAGGAAAAGGAAGUGAUGAUGGGAAGGACCCAAGAAGACCUAAACGACCAAGAACAAUACUAACUACACAACAGAGACGAGCAUUCAAAGCAUCCUUUGAAGUGUCUUCUAAACCCUGUAGAAAGGUCAGAGAAACAUUGGCAGCUGAAACAGGGCUCAGCGUGCGAGUCGUCCAGGUCUGGUUUCAAAACCAAAGAGCAAAGAUGAAAAAGCUAGCACGAAGGCACCAACAGCAGCAGGAGCAACAGAACUCGCAGCGACUAGGACAAGAAGUAAUGUCCAACCGAAUGGAAGGGAUGAUGACAUCUUACACACCACUUGCACCACCACAGCAGCAGAUUGUAGCAAUGGAGCAAAGCAGUUAUGGCACAGACCCAUUUCAGCAGGGUCUUACCCCUCCACAAAUGCCAGGCGACCACAUGAACCCCUAUGGAAACGACUCCAUUUUUCAUGAUAUCGACAGUGAUACCUCUUUAACUAGCUUGAGCGACUGUUUUCUUGCCUCUUCCGAAGUUAACUCCAUGCAGGCUAGAGUAGGAAACCCCAUUGACAGGCUGUACUCUAUGCAGAGCUCCUAUUUCGCCUCAUGAAAAUAAAGAAAACUAACAGCCGGCGUGUGUUUAGCCAGUGACUUUUCCAGUGCAGACUCUACAGCCAUAUGUUGCCCAGCUCUUCCUUCACAGUGACUCUGCUGCCUCUGGACUGCAAAGAGCAUUUUUUUAGGAAGACUGUCUCUGUUUGCGUAUAUGUGUAUGUAUGUAUAUAUAUUUUAAUACCUACGUACAUACAUAUAUAGAGAAAAAAAACACAUCCAUCUGUCCCAUACCCUUGAUUCCCAGCUUGCGCCAGACCACGAGACAAGCACGGAAGGAACAGAAGAACCUGCUCGUCCUCAGCCUUUGAUCUGGUUUGGUUUGAGCUCAUCAUCCUA